Peromyscus californicus insignis is the source of this 1413-nucleotide messenger RNA. Its product is annotated as gasdermin-C-like. Gene Ontology annotation, biological process: pyroptotic inflammatory response; defense response to bacterium. The record is from RefSeq and is a predicted model, not a curated record. Bases 1 to 1413 code for a protein of 470 amino acids. Lineage: Eukaryota; Metazoa; Chordata; Mammalia; Rodentia; Cricetidae. Gene Ontology annotation, molecular function: phosphatidylinositol-4,5-bisphosphate binding; phosphatidylserine binding; phosphatidylinositol-4-phosphate binding. The transcript has 10 exons.
AUGCCCCACUCAUUUGCCUGGGUUUGCAAGGACAUCGUCAAAAAGCUUCAAGGAAAAGAUCUGAAGCCUGUCAAACGUCUGUCAGAUGCAAUGAAAUUCCACCAGUUUGAGAUAUUGCAGAAGAAUCCUCAGUCACUGUUUUGGAAAUCUGAAGAUACUCCAGUUGGAUAUUCCCUCCUACAGAUCUUAGAGCCAAAUUGUCCAGUUCCAGAGCCUGAAGUGUCAUCUCCCAUCCCCCUGAAACACACUCUAUCCUGGAAACUAAAGGCUAACACAGGUGUCAACGCCGCCAUUGUAGAAGGAAGUGCAUCAACUGGGUUUGGUCAGUCCUGUGGAUAUGACAUCGAGGUUCAGUGUACUAGCAUUCCAGAUUCAAAACUGGAAAGUCUUCAAAACAGGAAACUUCUGGAUCGGGAGCCAUCAUUUGUGAAGGAUUGCAGGAUGGGAAUAAAGGACCUGUAUGUGGUGACAGAGGCCUUUGAAGUGACCAAGGAUGCUGUUCUGGAAGACAGUAGCAGUGUAGACCUUUCAGGAAAAGUGGGCAUCCCCCACCAGAUUGUCAAGGGUGAAGUCAAGGGAGAGUGGCAAAGAGAGAGAACGGAUUCUGUGGCUAUCCUAAAGGGUUCAGUGGUGGCCUACAAGAAGAAGCAAUUGGUCAUUGAGAAUAACACUUGUGCCAUUCUCCUUUCUGCUAAUGCUAAGAAGAAAACCUUUCUAGGUAUGCUUCAUAUGCAUCCUAGGUUGAAAAGUGGUUUCGCUGGCUCAGAAUGGAGUUGCAAAUCAUCUGAGGAAAUAUUUGAGAUAGUGCCGUAUUCUGGAGGACAUCUAGAUUUCAAUUGCCUACAAGAUGAGAUUUCCAGGAAAACAGGAGAACUGUCCAUGCUUUCAAAGGAUGUUCAAGAUGUUGUGUUCUCUAGCCUCCUGCCCAUGCUCAGUGACAGGAAGAUUCUGUAUGACCUGAUGAACAUGCUGGAAUUGGAUCAUUUGGGGCAAAUGGAUGGCCCAGGAGGUGUGAUCCUAGAUGCUCUGCGACAGGACUCAAGACCCCCAUGGAUUGACCUAAAGAACCUCAUUCUUUAUCUCCUUCAAGCCCUAAUGGUGCUGAGUGAUACCCAACUCAGUCUGCUGGUCCAGUCUAUGGAGAAGAGGCUCCUCCUCCAGCAACAAGAGCUGGUAAAGAGCAUCCUGCAGCCAAACUUCAAGUAUCCCUGGAACAUCCCCUUCACUCUCCAGCCUCAGCUUCUUGCCCCACUCCAGGGUGAGGACUUGGCCAUUACUUACGAAUUGCUGAAGGAGUGUGGUCUGAAGAUGGAGCUGAAUAAUCCCAGGUCAACUUGGGAUCUGGAAGCCAAGAUGCCUCUGUCUGCCCUUUAUGGGAGCCUGUCAUUUUUGCAGCAACUUGUGGAAGCCUAA